Molecule: messenger RNA, 3522 nt
Organism: Giardia duodenalis
Lineage: Eukaryota; Fornicata; Diplomonadida; Hexamitidae
Product: Leucyl-tRNA synthetase
Exons: 1
Coding region: 1-3522 (1173 amino acids)
Biological process (GO): leucyl-tRNA aminoacylation
Molecular function (GO): ATP binding; leucine-tRNA ligase activity; aminoacyl-tRNA deacylase activity
Source: RefSeq, a predicted model, not a curated record
AUGAAGUGCCUUUCUCGACUUCAGGCCAUUGAGAAGAAAUGGCAGCGGUACUGGAGCUCCAGGAACACCUUUAUGGCCGAGCCUCCGGUUGGCUCCGAUAGAGAUAAGCGUGACUCCAAGAAGUUUUUCGUGACUUUUCCUUACCCCUACAUGAAUGGCAGGCUCCACCUAGGCCAUCUCUUCUCUGCCACCCGUGCUGAGUUUGCCGUGGGCUAUCAUUUGAUGAGGGGCGACAGUUCUCUGUUCCCGUUUGGCUUUCACGUAACAGGUAUGCCCAUCUGUGGGGCGGCUAAAAAGCUUGCCGAUGAGAUAGAGCACUAUGGUUGUCCACCUGUCCUACCGACUGCAGACAGUUUAGAGUUGCCCGGGAGUGUUACCGCCUCUGAGAAUGCCAUCGACAAAGUAGGUCAAUUCAAGGCUAAGAAGGCCAAGCUCAAUGCUAAGACGGUCUCCAAGUCGCAGUGGGAUAUACUUAUCGACCUCGGUGUCCCCGAGAAAGAGAUCCCCAAGUUCGUCGAUCCCUAUCAUUGGGUUAAGCAUUUUCCUGCUCUUUGUUAUAAAGAUAUGUGCAAGUUUGGAGCGCGGGUGGACUGGAGGCGCUCUAUGAUCACAACGGAUGCUAAUCCAUACUACGAUUUAUUCGUUAAAUGGCAGUUUAGAAAGCUUUACCGUGAUGGAUACAUCAAGUUUGGAAAGAGAAACUGCAUAUGGUCUCCCUUAGAUGGCCAGGCGUGUAUGGAUCAUGAUCGCUUCUCAGGUGAGGGGGUACAGCCACAAGAGUACAUAGGCAUCAAGCUCGAGCUUAUAAAUUAUACCACUCUUCUGGAAGAGCAGCGUGAACAACAACAAGAGGGAGAGGAGGAAGGUGAUGGCAUGGAUGAUAGUCUGGCAGAAAAGCUGAACAUUAAGCUUCCGCGCUUUUAUAGCAAUCCUAAAAACAAAGCAAUAUUUGAUCAGCUCUGGGAGAAUCAGGUAGAUAACGCUAAAGUUUAUCUCCUCGCUGCUACGCUCCGUCCUGAAACGAUGGUUGGCCAAACUAAUUGCUGGGUCUUGCCGACAGGGAGGUACGGGGCAUACUAUAUUAAUAAGGAUGAGGUAAUCAUCGUUUCAGAACAUGCCGCCGUGAACAUGGCCCACCAAGGGUUGAACAACAACAAGCCGUUUGGAGAAUUGGAUUUUAUAUGCGAAAUAUCUGGUUCUGAUCUUCUCUUGGCUACCGUCCGAGCCCCUCUCAGUCCUUACGAGCAAAUCUUUGUUUUGCCUCUGGAGACAAUUAAGAUGGAUAAAGGAACAGGGAUAGUGACAUCUGUUCCUAGUGACGCGCCAGACGACUACGCGUGCUAUAAGGAUAUCCUCGAGAAUCGCAACGGAAUCGCCGAAAAGUAUGGAGUGGACGUUGGUCUGAUGCUUGAGCCAUACAGUCCUCUGCCAAUUAUAGAGAUACCCGACAUAGGGACUCUCUCUGCCGUGCGUCUUUGCGAGGAAAGCAACGUAUCCUCGUUACAUGAUAGAGCAAAGCUAACUCAGAUAAAGGAGAUUUGUUAUACCAAGGGAUUCUAUACGGGAAUCAUGAAGAUGGGCCCAUUUGCCGGCCAGUGUGUAAAGGAUUGCAAGCAAAGCUGCAGAGAUCUCCUCGUCCAAAACAAUCAAUGCAUAGUGUAUUCUGAGCCAGAGUCAGAGGUCAUUUCCCGCUCUAAUUGCGUAUGUGUCGUUGCUGCAGCUGAUCAGUGGUACCUCGAUUACGGAAAUGUCGCAUGGAAGGAUAAGGUGCGCUACAACAUCGAGAAGUAUUUAAACACCUAUCACGAUGAGGUGAAAAAUCAGUUUAAUCGUACAGUGGACGGGUUCAGAGAAUGGGCUGCCUCUCGUUCUUUUGGUUUGGGAACAAAGCUGCCUUUCGACGAGAGAUACGUCAUUGAGUCGUUAUCGGAUAGCACAAUUUACAAUGCCUAUUACACGGUUGCUCAUUACCUUCAGGGAGGAAGCUUGGAUGGAUCUACCAGUCUAUUUCCUGUCGAGAUUGUUGAUGACUCCUUCUUUGAUUAUGUCUUUGAUUUAUCCAACAAUCUUCCUGAAAAGUUCAUGGAAUACUUUAGUACUGAUCCAGCUGGAGCUGACCGUUUGCAUCAGCUUAAAAAGAGCCUUCUAGUUCCGGGAGUCAACUCUCAGAUAAUUCUUGCUAUUAGAUCUGCAGAAGACCUGCUCACUGCAAUGAGAGAGUCUUUUUGCUUCUGGUACCCUGUGGACUUGCGUUGUUCUGGCAAGGAUCUUAUUCCAAACCACCUGACGAUGAUGUUGUACAAUCAUACCGCUAUCUGGUCUGAUGACGAGGCAAAAUGGCCCAGAGGAAUGCGUGCCAACGGACACCUUCAGCUCAAUGAUGCAAAAAUGUCGAAGGCCACCGGGAACUUCUUGACAGCUGAUGAGGCCAUACGCAAGUACGGUGCAGAUGCCGUUCGAUUUGCCCUGGCUGACGCUGGUGAUGGGCUUGACGAUGCCAAUUUCAGAGAGGAAACAGCGAACAAUGCUGUUCUGCGUCUCUAUAAUCUCCUUGCAACCUGUCAAGAACUUCUAGCAGCCAGUGCCGUGUGCUACCCCGAGUCUUAUGAGGACAUUUACAGCACAAUUGAAGCAAGCUCUGCUGAUUGCAUACACGAAUGUGUCUUCCUGGCAUCUAUACUCGAUUGCACACUCCGUGCUUGUUCUGCAUUUGAACGAUGUAGUUUCCGGGAAGGACUUAUCAUCUCAUUCAACGAAUUGGGACACUCUCGGGACCAGUAUAUCCAUAGUUGCGAGACGAGAAGAGUGCCUUAUUGCCGCUUUCUCAUCGAAGAGUACGUCAGCACCCAAGCCAAGCUUUUGGCUGUUAUAUGCCCACAUAUUGCCGAAGAACUCAACGCAGAGGUACUUGGUAGGUCGAACUCCAUCUUCCGUGAUCCGCUCCAAUCUCAGGAUACACUAGCAGAGGCACUGAAGCAGCUGCGUGUGUUUCUCAAGAUUGAUGAAUACGUACAAGCUACAAUUGUGCGUCUGAAAAACUAUUUGGUGGACGUACUCAAACCUCGAAAAGAUGGAACUGUGAAGCUUCCCAAUGGUGCCAAGAUUGCUCAGGUUUAUGUAGCCCAAGACUGCCCUGAAUGGCAAACUCGUGUUGCGGAGUUUCUCUCUAGCAUGUAUUAUGACGAGACGGAGGAAUAUGGCGGAUUAGGCGCUUUGCCAAAAGAUGCCUCAUCCCGCGUGAGCAAGUACUGCAUAGACGUCCUAGAAACACCAAAGAAAGAUCUUCAGAAAGUCAUGAAGUACGCUGCACAACUCAUAUCUGCAUCCAAGACAGACGGCCCGGACGCGCUAGUAACAAAGCUGCCGUUCUCGGAACAUAAAGUCCUUUCUGCAUACAGUGAUGCAGUCAGAACUGGCCUAGGAGUUGAACAGAUUUCUUUCUACAUGGUUGGAGAAGGACCCGUGCCGCCUGAGUCUUGCAAAGCUGCUACGCCAGGAAAGCCAAUAGUAUUCUUUGAGUAA